UAUCUGGAUAUCCGGGCUGAGAUGAUUUCUCUCUUCGACUUGUUCUAUUUUGCAAAAGACUUUGAAACUUUCUAAAAAACCGCAGUAUGGGCGAGAUUUAACGUGAAUGAGCAAAUGUUUCAAUAUGUUUUAUUCAUAGCAACUCUUCACCGUCCUGAUACCAAAGAAAUUCGUUUACCAAACCUUUUGGAAAUAAUACCAUACUACUUUUUCAACGAUGAUGUCAUGUUCCGUGCACAACGCAUCCAGAUGGGAGAUGUUGGAUUCAUACAAAUUUUUUAAACAGUAGUAGGUAACAAACCAGCGACUACUACAAACUAUGUGUUGCUCGCCAACUACACAGGAUGGCACGUAACGCAUGACCACGAUAUGGAGUGAAAAUUAAACUAUUUCACAGAGGAUAUCAGCAUGAAUACGUUUUACUUUUAUAUUAACGUAAUGUACCCACCAUGGAUGAAAAGCGAAAAAUACAACUUGUUCAAGGAUGUUCGUGGAUAAUCAUACUACUUCUUGCAUAAACAUAUUAUGGCUCGUUACUAUCUGGAACGUUUGUCCAGCGACUUAGAUGAAGUAGAAUAUAUAGAUUGGGACAAACCCAUUGUGGCUGGAUAUUACCCAAGCAUGGUUCAUCCCACAGGACAAUCGUACCAACAACGUCCAUCUUGGUCCAACAUACACAUUCACAAAUACAGUUACGUCGAGGUCAUGACCAUUUGCACCUUUAAACUUUAUAUUCUGACCUGAACACUACUUGAUGGUUUUUAAAAUGUUUAGAGAAUCAACAGCAUUGAAUCCCGAGUGAGCAUGGCAAUUGACAGUGGAAGAGUCGUGAUGCAAGAAAAGAAAUUCGAUCUCUAUGAGAAUGAGAUGCAGGAUAUAAAUACUAUGGGAAACAUGAUCCAAGGAAACAUGGAUUCUCCCUUCCUUAGAUUCUACGAUUCCAUGGGCAGACUUUCUAAGAAUAUUCUGGGGUAUGGACAUGAAAGAUCAUCGAAAUACCAUCCAGAUCUUGGUGCUGUUGAUAUUAGCAUGACUAGCAUGAGAGACCCAGGAUUCUAUAGAAUGUACAAGAAGAUCGUCAGGUUUUUUCUAAAAUACAAGAGCAACCUUCCAAAGUACACACGCGACCAACUAGUCUUCCCUGGUAUCAAAAUUGAGUCCGUGGUUCUGGAUGAACUGGUCACCUAUUUUGAAUAUUUCGAAUCCAUGAUCAGCAAUGACGUCGCUAUGCACAGCCACAAUGAGGCACAAUCCCUCUUCAUCAAGGCGCGUCAACAACGAUUGAACCAUAAACCAUACAGUUAUCACCUAACCGUAAACAGCGACAAGGCCACAAAAGGUUGGGUGCGUUUUUUCCUAGGUCCAAAAUACGACGUUCAUGGACAUGAGAUUGACAUAGUGGACAACUGGAUGAACUUCUUUGAAAUGGACAAAUGGACUGUUGAGGGCCCUCGAAGGAGGACAAAUUUAUAAAUAUUCUUCUCAGAUGUACGGAUAUCCUGAUCGCAUGAUGCUGCCAAAGCGUAAACCCGAAGGAAUGGUUUUCAAACUCU
Belonocnema kinseyi is the source of this 1553-nucleotide messenger RNA. Its product is annotated as larval serum protein 2-like. NCBI's taxonomy places the organism in Eukaryota, Metazoa, Arthropoda, Insecta, Hymenoptera, Cynipidae. The record is from RefSeq and is a predicted model, not a curated record. The coding region runs from base 805 to 1473 and encodes 222 amino acids. The transcript is spliced from 4 exons.